GGAGGGAGAGGGAGAGGAGAGGAGAGCAGCAGCGGCUCCCUCCUUCUUUUUCAUUCACUUCCUCUCUCCCUCUGCACUGAGGAGACCUCACUGCUCAGCCUGCACUCGCCUAUAUUUUUGAUGCUGGGUGAAAGAAUUUGAUAUCUGUCAGACCAGGACCAAAACAGAUCACAUGCAGUCUCAGCAUCAUUCAGAAGUGUUUGGCGCUCCAAACGGCUCCCGGAUGAUCUUCUCCAGGGAGCCCGGAGCUUCCUCUGGUCAGCAGAUGCAUCCAGAGCUGACCCAUGAGGUGGUCAUCUCGCCUGGACUCCCCACACCUCCUCUGAGCCCUUAUCGUUCCACAGGGCUGCCAUUUGGAGAGUACAAGGUGUCAGAGGUGAAUGGAAGUGGACCAACGGCCCUCAGCUUUGGAUCUUACUAUGGCCCCUCACAAUUGCAUGGUGGAUUGUCCAAUGGCGUCCAGAGCUCUGCCACUUUACCUCGCAGCUGGGCUCCCACCAGGGAGGAGAGGCUUAUCAAGUUCUCAGGAAUCGGCCCAGUGGAUGAAACCGGGAUGCCCAUUGCCUCCAGAUCAAGUGUGAACAAGCCCAGAGACUGGUACAAGAGCAUGUUCAGACAGAUUCACAAGAAGCCAGAGGAACCUGAGCUGGAGGAUUCAGAGCGGUGGUCAGCUGAGCGGCUCCAGUUAUCUGCCAACUCUGAAGAAAGUAACGAAGCAGACAAGAAUCUCUUCAGACUAACACCUUAUGGAGCUCUGCCAGACUGGAGUGAGGAUGUAGAUAAGCUGUCAGACCCGGGAAAGCAGCACCCGCAACCGAAGAGCAUAUUCGACUUUGAGCCUGGAAAGAGCACCGCCUCAGAGAGCCGCAGCCAGGCGCAUUUAUCCCCGAAGAAACAGCCUGAGAAGCCGAAGUCCCCGUCUAUUGAGGCCAGCCUGGUCUCUGAGCUGAGUCGAUUUGAGGCUGAGCUGGACUCGGAGAUCCAGGGCCUGGAGAGGAGACUUUCCCAGAAGAAGCAGCAUCGAGGCCGGGGUGAGGAGGCCCGAGGCAGGGAUCCAGCAACCGCUCUGAAGACCGGGACUACAAGCUACAGCAAUCCACCAGCAUCGAACCAGCCUGUCCAUCGCUCUGUCGGCGCACCACUGACCUCCGCUCCCACAUAUGUAGAGCGUCUUUCCACUGCAAAUGAAACCAUGGAGCUCCCACCUAAGAAAGAGGAGAAAAAGAUGAAAGCAGCGCGAGCCAAGUUCAAUUUCCAGGCUCAGUCACCCAAGGAGCUCAUGCUGCAGAAAGGCGACAUUGUUUACAUCCACAGGCAGGUAGAUGCCAACUGGUUUGAAGGAGAACAUCACGGCAGAGCUGGUAUUUUCCCCACAUCUUAUGUGGAGAUUCUGGCUCCUACAGAGAAGCCCACUCCUAUAAAGUCUCCCACUUUACAGGUGCUGGACUACGGGGAAGCUGUGGCUCUGUUUAACUUCAACGCUGACCUGCCUGUUGAGCUGUCAUUUCGUAAAGGUGAGGUGAUCGAUAUAACCCGGCGUGUUGACGAUAAGUGGUUAGAGGGGAGGAUCUCAGGGACCAGCCGGAGCGGCAUCUUCCCAGCCAAUUACGUCCAGGUCAACAAGAUGCCCCGCACCAAGUUCUCCACAGACGACUACUCACCUGGUCCCAUGUCUCCCGUGUCCCCUGGACCUCAGAGUCCAGGACGUCCGCUCCACUCACCCUGCCCGCGGUCACCGUUAUCCCCUCUCACCCCCACUUCCCUCAGCCCCAAACCUGAGCACUCCCCCCUGAUGCCGUCCUCACCUGUGCCUUUUGGCAGCCCGGCUUCACAGUCACGCUCCCCCACGCUGACGCCCGUAUCCAAAGAAACGACCAAUCGGUGGCCCCACAGCGCCUCCAAAACCGCUUCGCCCACCAACCAGAACAGCCACUGGGCUGGGACGCACUCGGCUAACCAGAGCUCCACGGCGAGAGCUGUUUCACCUUCCGCUCAGUCACUCAGAGCAGGAGCUGCCACAGCGAACACUCCCACAUACACUGACCCCUCACAGGGUGCGAUGCCAAACCAGGCUGCUCCGUCUAAUCCACAUGUCAACUCCCUGCCACACACGCAAAACAAGCCGGGUUCAACAGUGGCGCAACGGCAGCCAUAUAAAGCUGUUUACAACUACAAACCACAGAAUGCAGACGAGCUGGAGCUCAGAGAGGGAGACGUUGUACAAGUGAUGGAGAAGUGUGAUGAUGGCUGGUUUGUAGGUACGUCAGAACGGACUCAUGCUUUUGGGACUUUUCCUGGGAAUUACGUGGCACCGUUUUGACCUCCCCCACUUCCUGCUUGUCCACAUCCACCCGGACUCACAUGAGCCCAACCGAUCACUUAAACACUUUGACACCCCAGCGUUUCUUCAUGCUGUUUACCCACCACACUCCUACAUCUGGUUUAGUUGGGCCUGCAUGUUCUCUCUGUUUCCCACAACAGAGGUGAAGGCAGGGUACAUUUCUCACCUCACCUCCUGCAUGAGUGCAUGUGUGUGUGUGUGUGUGUGUGUGUGUGUGUGUGUGUGUGUUCCACUGAGACUUGGAGAGUGUUUUCACACACACCACUUGAGAGGAACGAAUGAAUGCUGAUGGUUCCGUUUCAGAUGCAAAGAAAGGACUUUUUUGUUCCACAACUAUUUGCAGCUGCAGGAAAUUUGCAUUCCUUCCCUCUGAACAGCUAAACAUUUCCUUGAGGUCCUCAUUCUGUGUGAUGCUGCUUUCAGCUGUUUGUCACUGCGGUGCCAUCACCACCACUGCAGAGGGUGUUUGAUUAGGGUGGCACAUGCUUCUGGCUUUUCAAUGGAUUAAUGUGUCCUUCGAAUAUCUUCCUCAGAUUUCCUUUCAGAUCUGUGAAAACGCCCCGGGCAAGUCGAGGAAACAACAUGAACAUCUGUAGAUAUGUGCUUAAAGUGAAGCGCAGCAAAGGCUCCAACACAUCGAGGUUACAGCCCUUCACUUGGCUAUGCAGAGCAGCAAGUAUAAGUAUUGCAUGUACUGGUUUCGCGAGCAAGUUGUUGAUUAGAGAAUAUUUGGCUUUUUUUGGAAGGCAUUUCCGGAGCGGGAUGCCAAAGGUGACAGUGAAGAGAGCGAUCAUGUUCUGUUGUGCGCUGUAAUAGAAGUUGCUUUGCUCUGAAAUUAAAUUUCAAACCUCUGUAAGUUGCACAAGUUAAAUCUAGACAAUUCCUCCAGAGCUAAUAUUUGAAUGAUCUUUUUGAGGUAUUUGAAGUAAUGCUGUAUGUGCCAAAUCUAACAUUUCAUGACAUUUUUCUCUUUUAAAUUCCCUACUGAACAGUCCCAAUCAUUCCUGCUUCAUUUACCACUACUGUUUUAAUCAUGUUUGCUCUGCUUGUGGGGUUAACACUCUCAGUCUGACAGUAUUUCCAGAACCACUUAGCCUACUGUAUGUUUGCAUCAGUGCAACUUCUGACAAAUGUGGCCUUUCUAAGCCUAAUUGAAAUGAAAUCCUUAUCAUGAAGUCAUUUGGCAUAUUUCUAUGAUAUAUUCAUGAUUUCACUGUAAAAAUGAUUCAUAUUUAGUAGCCACAGAAGAUGAUUGUACAGAUUGUAACCUUUUAUCAGAUGGAAAGUAUAAUAUAUAUUUGCUUAUAAAACAAUGUAUCUCAUGUCUACGGUACGCAAAUUUUAAAAAAGCAAUUAAACAUUACAGAGUGAU
This is a messenger RNA of Chelmon rostratus (copperband butterflyfish), 3713 nucleotides long. It is a transcript of the gene sorbs3, whose product is annotated as sorbin and SH3 domain containing 3. Gene Ontology annotation, molecular function: protein binding. The coding region runs from base 173 to 2320 and encodes 715 amino acids. Lineage: Eukaryota; Metazoa; Chordata; Actinopteri; Chaetodontiformes; Chaetodontidae. The transcript is spliced from 21 exons. The record is from RefSeq and is a predicted model, not a curated record.